Messenger RNA from Lathyrus oleraceus (garden pea), 864 nucleotides. RefSeq names its product polygalacturonase inhibitor-like. Gene Ontology annotation, molecular function: protein binding. The record is from RefSeq and is a predicted model, not a curated record. The coding region runs from base 1 to 705 and encodes 234 amino acids. Lineage: Eukaryota; Viridiplantae; Streptophyta; Magnoliopsida; Fabales; Fabaceae. The transcript has 2 exons.
AUGGAGUCUUACACUCUUGUUGAUUAUGCAAAUCCAAUGAUCGAUAGAAUAUCUACUUCAGGUUAUUGUCUUUCUUGUGUGGAAACCUUAUUGUUCAGAGGAAUAAAUAAGAAAAAUGUAAUAGCUCAAUCAAGUGUUGAAGCAGAAUUCAUGGCUAUGCCAAAAUCUCUUUCAGAUAAUCAUCUCUCGGGGACACUCCCUCCGAACCUCUCCCAGUUGCUUAAUCUUGAAGCAAUCAUCCUUCAAAACAACAAAUUAACAGGUCCAAUCCCUCCUUCAUACGGUUACAUCAAAAACAUAUCCACUUUAUUUCUCUCUCGUAACAAGCUUUCUGGGAAACUGCCAAUCUCAUUGGCCAGGUUGAACUCAUUGGAUGUUGAUUUGUCUCAUAACAGGUUUGAAGGUGAUGCCUCCAUGUUUUUUGCUUUAACUAAACAGACAGAAACGAUAGAUCUUUCGUGGAACAUGUUUUCGUUUGACAUGGGAAAGCUAGAGUUGCCUGAGAGCUUAAGACUUUUAGGUAUGAGUCACAAUCGGGUUUAUGGGAAACUCCCAGACAGUGUGAAGAACUUGCAGUGGUUGAAUGUGAGUUACAAUAGGCUGUGUGGCGAGAUUCCAAAGGUUGGUUAUUUCUCGACUUUUGAUGUGUCUGCGUUUGUUCAUAACAAGUGCUUGUGUGGUUCUCCUCUUCCAAGCUGCAAGUGAAUAUAGUUUCAUGUAAUUCAUAAUCAACGGAAAGAAGGAUAUGGAUGGUUUUGCAAAGUUGUGGACAACCAAAAUAAAUUGCAUUCAUGUAUACUAUGGUAAAAGUUUAAUUCAGUUAUGCAAUACACCAGAAAUAAAAUAUGAGCAUUGCUAUGUUUA